Rotaria socialis is the source of this 705-nucleotide messenger RNA. NCBI's taxonomy places the organism in Eukaryota, Metazoa, Rotifera, Eurotatoria, Philodinida, Philodinidae. The record is from the annotation of a GenBank genome assembly.
AUGACCAACAUGCAUACAAGUCGUCAAUUAACAUUUGCUGAUGAUAAUAAUGAUAAAACAUCUAUAUCUGUUACUAUUUUAGAAACAUUUGAUACAUCGGCAUCCUAUGGUCUCUAUCUAUGGCCGUGUUCACCUAUACUUGCACAAUAUAUUUGGUAUAAUCGAAAUGAUUUCAUUGGCAAAAAUAUCCUUGAGAUUGGAGCAGGCACGUCACUACCCGGCUUAGUUGCAGCUAAAAUUGGCGCACAAAACGUAAUACUUUGUGACAAUCCUAAAAUUGAUAAAUGGCUGCCGUUAAUACGUGAAACAAUGAAACUCAAUAUGAUGAUAGCUGAUCGUAUUUGUAUUGAAUUUCUUGAUUGGUACGAUGAAGAAAGUAUUGAUGGAGUAAUUAAAAAGUAUUUUCCAUCGGAUGUUGACAUAAUCAUUGGAUCAGAUAUUUUCUUUGAUAAGAAAGAUUUCGAGACAAUAUUAGCUUUACUUGAUAAACUAUUUACUUAUAAGAAUUCAUCGUUAAAAUUUAUUGGAACUAUAGAACGCCGAAGUCGAAGUACAAUCUUGAAAUUAAAUCAUCUUAUUUAUGCAUGGAAUAUGACGCUCGAUAUUGUACCACUCAAUUCUUUCAAUGGUGAUGCUAUUCAUCCAAAUAUUAUAGCGGGACAUGACAUUGUUCUUUUUUCUAUUGUAAAAACCACGCAAAAAUGA